Messenger RNA from Platichthys flesus (European flounder), 2325 nucleotides. It is a transcript of the gene parvg, whose product is annotated as parvin, gamma. Lineage: Eukaryota; Metazoa; Chordata; Actinopteri; Pleuronectiformes; Pleuronectidae. The transcript has 13 exons. Gene Ontology annotation, molecular function: actin binding. Gene Ontology annotation, biological process: substrate adhesion-dependent cell spreading; actin cytoskeleton organization; cell projection assembly. The coding region runs from base 200 to 1168 and encodes 322 amino acids. Gene Ontology annotation, cellular component: actin cytoskeleton; cytoplasm; focal adhesion. The record is from RefSeq and is a predicted model, not a curated record.
CAAAGCCGUGCACGGUUUGAAAUGGAGUGCACGAGAGCUUCCAUGCAGAUUGAGCACAGCGUUUCAUAUCAGUGUUUUGACAGCUUGUGGAUUUGACAUCAGUAAAGGAUCUCGGUGCAGCUGAAGUCACCUGAUUCUGUGAAGUCAGAGAGCUGAAGGUUUGUUUUCGGACAGGUAGAACUCGUCUUGAAGAGGACUGAUGGAGGCAGACAUCUUUGACUAUCACAGAGAUGAGCACGCUGUGGACGCUGAGUAUUUCCAGGGAGAGAAGAGGAAGCUGAUUCAGCCGAAGUCUCUAAAAGACCCCGACCUUGAGAAGCUGAAGCAGGCAUUAGUUGCUUGGAUCAAUGGGACUUUGAAACCGGAGCACAUCGUGGUUCAGAGUCUGCAGGAGGAUCUGUACGAUGGACUGGUGCUUCAUCAUCUGCUGGCCACGUUGGCCGACGUGCAUCUGCCUGUGGAGGAGUUAGCGUUGACCAGUGCCGCUCAGAUACGUAAGCUGGAACUGAUCCUGGAGGAGCUUGACAGGAGGCUGGGCCCGCAGGACGGCAGCCAGAUGAAAUGGAACAUCCAACUCAUCCACAACAAAGACCUUCUGGCGACGAUUCAUUUGCUGGUUGCCAUGGUGAGAUGUUUCCAGCCUGAACUGGAUUUGCCAUCAAAUGUGAAGGUUGAAGUCGUGUCACUGGAAGUCAACAGUGGUGGAAUCAAAUCCGACGUCCAGACAGAAGUCCUGACAGGUGAUCGGCCGAACAACACAGGCUCAGACUCCCUCAGCAGUACUGAAAGGGAAGAUCCCGUUGAACAACUGCUGAGGCUGGAGGCUCACAAGGUCAACACGGUGAAGAAGGCUAUUUUACACUUUGUCAACCAGACCAUGUCGUCGAUGGGUCUGCAUGUCGCUGAACUGGACAAACAGUUUGCCGAUGGCGUCAUCCUGCUGCUGAUGAUUGGACAGUUAGAAGGCUUCUUCAUCCCACUCUGUGACUUCAACCUGACCCCUGUCAAUCACUCUGAGAUGCUGCACAAUGUGACCUUGGCCCUCGACCUACUGAAUGAUACAGGCCUGACUCUGUCCAGUGUUAAACCACAAGAUAUUGUCUCUCAGGACGUCACAGCCACCUUGAAGGUCCUGUACGCCCUGUUCAAGAAGCACAAAGAGAAAUGAGAGACGCUCGGAGAGGAGCUCCGGAGCAAGAAGUGCAAAGAGCUGAAGAAAGGUGGAGUGUUUGACCAGCUUGUGGUUUCAUCUGUCGCAAAUACUGUGAAUGUUCUUAUUCAAAGGGUGACAUAAAAUUGUGUUGAUCCUCUCACCCAAGUUUUUGCAAGAAGCUUAAGUAGAGUUAACCAGUCGACCGUAAUCCAAGUACAGGGCCAGCCUUUCUGGUAACAACUUAGGGUUGAUACAAAUCUAAGUUAAUAGACACACUUCUUACUCACAGUAACUCUGAGGGACUUUGAAAAGACAUAUUUUCCAAAAAGUCUAAGAGUUCAAAACAGAGAAAGCCAAAGGUACAAAUAAACCCAUUCGGUUUCAACCAGGUCAAUUUGUCAGCACCUAGCGAGCCUGUUAGCACCAAUUAGCCUUGAACCUGGUCACAUAGAUUGUUGAUAAAGAUGAGACAAAUUAUAGCUGGCAAAAGAGAAGACAAAGCGUCUUGUUAAGUCUGCUCCAUUAGGCAUGGGAUUUACUUGACAACACACAGACACCAUUAUCGCCUCAUAUCAUAAACUCUCCCGACCUCUUCUCCUUCCCCGAAUCUCUGGGUCCAGGUGAUGCUAUUGGCGCAAUGUAACAGCGUUUGCAUCCAGGAUAUUGGCGGGAAUUUGUGGAUACAAGUCGAGACGCGUUGCUCAUUUUGAUUUACAGUCUAAGGUCACUACGCCAGCAAGCUUACUGCACUGAUUACUUUGUAAAGAGAUGGUGAUUUCAAACCAAAACCACCAACGUCGUCAAAUGUCACAUAAUUUGCACCAUUUAACCCAAAAUCCGGUUCAGGAGGGCUCUGCGUUAUUGGCAGGUGUUGUGGCCCUGUUGUCUGGAACCAGCUGGUUCAGUGUCCUUGUUUACAAAAUGUACGAUUUAUUUUGAUUCAUAUUACAUACAUUGUGCAUUCAUUAAUUGAUGUAUUAUCGCUGUGCCACCACAAGUAAUGUAUGACCUAAUGGGUCUCUUCAUGUUGUUGACAGCUUAAGGACAAUAAAUUGUUCACGCAAACCCAAUUUUAUUUUUUUUAAACAUAUUUUUCUUGUGUCAUGUUAUUUGCUGGGGUCUUUUGGCUGGAGGCUUCUCAAUAAACGAUGUUCUUUCUCUGCUCCUUUUAA